AUGGCAGGCUUCGAACGAAACAGAGCAAACUACGAUGGGUCUACACCCAACCGAUAUGGAAGCAGGCCCUGUGUCAACUUGCCGGCCAUGCCUGCGCAAUGGGCUGCCGCCCCUCCCAAUGGCUAUUAUGCGGCCUCUGCCGAACCAGAUGCGAUGUCUCUGAACAACUAUUUUCCCAGCCUACCAGCGACGCCUCAAGUCAACCUUCCAGCGAGACAAGCCCAUGCCCGCUAUCCUUCUAUUGCGCCACAACCGAUGGCCACUGAAAAUGAUCUCGAGGGACACCUUCGCGGUAUGAUCCUUAGCAAUGGCGUUCCAAAUGGGCCCUUGCCCUCAGAGACCGUCCAUAAUGGAAGCUAUGGCCCCCAGCAACGCGCUUCCAGGAGGCCAAAUCAAGCCCAAAGACGCCAACAAACGGUACAGUCGAACGUUAACGUCCCUUUUAAUGCUCCAACCAAUGGACAACCUCCCAAUCGAAUGUCUAGAGCGCCGGAUCCUUCUCAAGAUUUCCCACCAAGUCAAGGUGCAAAUGUGCAUUACCAACUUCCGCAUUUGCGGGCCCCCACCCGCCAACCAAGCCAGACGGGCAACGACAACCAGAAUCAAGGAAGCCACAAUUUCCCAGCACAGCGCCCCGUCUCUGCUUAUCAUACAGGAACUAUCCCGCAAAACCAGGCUUUCUCGGUAGGAAACCAACCCUACAAUCGGCCACCGCCAACAAAUAGACAGCUGUAUAACCCGGGUCCCUAUAGCAUGCAACCACAACAAGCCAGCCGUUCCCAGAGUCAGCCCUCCCGAGCAAGUCCAGAUACACAGGUCCGUUAUCUUGAAACCCUGGCACACGUUGAGAUACUUAAGGUGGAAAUCAGUCAGGAGGAAUACCUAGAGAAGCAAGUAUUACGGGAAUCUUUGGAACAGGUGUGCCGAAAAGUGGUGUCGGAGUAUGAGACACACCGAGACAGAAGUGCACCGUUUGUGUCUGAUAGUGUGGAGUUGAGAUGCUUUGGGAGCCUCAGUACAACGUUCGCUACGAAAUCGUCUGACAUGGAUCUGGUACUUGUCUCCCCUAUGUCAAAACCCGAAACAUCUUCGCCGGAUUCAGAUCUUCCGAGAUUGAUUGAGAAGACAUUGCUUGAUGUAGGCUACGGUGCGAGACUCCUCACGAGGACAAGAGUCCCAAUUAUCAGGUUUUGUGAGAAGCCAGCGCCUGAACUAGCGACUUUACUUCAGGCGGAGCGCAUAAAGUACGAGAAAGAGAGGGAUGUACCACCCCCAGAGGCCAAAGUUGGAAAAACGCCCAAACGAAAAGAGAAGCGUCUGGAGAAGCCCAGCACAAAUCUUCCUCAGGAUCGACCAAACGUGGCGGCCAACCAAGCAGUUGUUGAGGUUGAAGGCCUGAACGUCGCUAAAUUUGAAGAUAAUCAAGGUCACGAUACAUCUGAAGGCCCCAAAUUUUCGGGAUCAUCCCCAUCGGACACCACUCGAGCAAAGAGUGGAACCCCGCCUCAAGUAGAUGACGGCGGGAAAUCCAAGAAACCCAUGGAUGACCGGGAGCGUGACGACCCCAGCCUGGCUCACAAAUCUGAUUUGGAGCGAGCUCGCCUAUACAAACUCGCGAUGCAGGAUGGAUGGUAUGAAAUAACAGAGAGACAGGUCAUCAAACAUUUCCUUUCGGCGUUCGAGAGGCACGGUGUCCCAAAACCCAAGCACGCUCAACUCAAUGAGCUCCACAUCCAACCCUCUGACGGGCGUGAUCCCAAAUCCGAGGACGACGGGCAGCUCGAGAAGGCCCGUGCUGCGCUUCAAGACCUGCCGAACGUUCUUGGAAGAUAUCGCCCACCUCCGGCAGCCCACCCACUCGAUUUCCCAAAGGAUGGGGUAGGCAUCCAAUGCGAUAUCAACUUCUCGAACUAUCUAGCCCUACACAACUCUCAUCUGUUGAAGUGCUAUGCGUCUUGCGAUCCAAGGGUCCGCCAAAUGGUCCUUUUCGUCAAAGGGUGGUCCAAGAAGCGCAAGAUCAAUACUCCAUAUCAUGGGACACUUUCAUCUUACGGCUAUGUGCUCAUGGUACUGCAUUAUCUUGUCAAUGUCGCCAACCCGCCCGUUGCACCUAACCUCCAAACUUCGCCGCUGAUGCUGCAGGAUGAGAUGUCUGCCAAAGAAGUCUUGCUGGAGGGAUACAAUAUUCAAUUCUUCAGAAACGAAGAGAAGAUUCUCGAUCUCGCUCAUCGAGGGCAACUAACGUUCAAUCAGGAACCUCUUGGUUUACUACUGCAGGGUUUCUUCCACUACUUCGCUCAGCAAGGGUAUGGAUCCCCUUCUGGUGGCUUCGCUUGGACUCAAGAUACCCUGUCUUUGCGCACAAUUGGCGGCAUCAUACCCAAACAAGCGAAAGGAUGGACGGGCGCUAAAACAGAAACUGUUGACUUGAGUGGGCCGGGUCCCCAAACAAAGGAAAUUCGCCAGCGGUAUUUGUUCGCUAUUGAGGAUCCAUUCGAGAUUGACCACAACAUUGCACGGACAGUAGUACACAAUGGAAUCGUUGCCAUACGGGACGAGUUCCGGAGAGCCCACACAUUGAUACAAAACGCGGGCAUCUUUCCUGGGAAGGGCCCUAAAGACCUCUUUGCCGAAGCAGAGGAAAAGGACAAUCUCCAAUAUCGACCCUUCGGUCCGCGGCCUAGGAAAAAUAUGCCACCUGGUCAGAACGGGGCCAAAAAGGGUACCGGGCCUGUCUCUGAGCUCAAAGAUGGGCGUCCUACCACGGUCAAUACCAUGGCCAAGGAUACGGAGCAAAAGGAUGGUGGAGAUGGAGAGUCUGGUUUUCAUCGUUUGACUACAGCGUAG
Messenger RNA from Letharia columbiana, 2847 nucleotides. RefSeq lists its product as uncharacterized. The coding region runs from base 1 to 2847 and encodes 948 amino acids. Lineage: Eukaryota; Fungi; Ascomycota; Lecanoromycetes; Lecanorales; Parmeliaceae. The record is from RefSeq and is a predicted model, not a curated record. Gene Ontology annotation, molecular function: RNA uridylyltransferase activity. The transcript has a single exon. Gene Ontology annotation, biological process: RNA 3'-end processing.